UUCAAUCGUCUCCGCGACAGUUGUAUAGCAGCAGCAGCAACAGCACCAGUGAGGAAAAGUCUAUUUUCUGUGUCGAUUUUUGCGGAUUUUACGAGCGAUUCCCCAGUGGAACUCACCGUCUACGGAUUGCGACCCGCACGGACUUCCGUUAGCAGCUGGUUUCAGACAAAUCAAACACGACCAUGGACUCGCCGACGGCCCUGCUGGUUGCCGUUGCCAGUUCAUCGCUUUCGGUAGCUGGUCCCUCAUCAUCGUCGUCGUCACUGUCGUCCUCGUCGACGCUGGGAUCCUCGUCACCGGCCGCCGCAGUGCAGGAGAUUUGCAAGUUCUUCAAGAUGGGCACCUGUCGCUACGGGACGUCCUGCCGUAAUGCACACGUCGAACCGGAACUGUCCGGUCCGUCGUUUGCUAGUGCGGCAGAACCUGGACCCAGUACCAGCUUCACCAUUGAUCCUCUCAAGUGGAUCAACGCCCCGGUGUUUGUGCCGAAGUUCAAACAAUGGCAACCAACUCCGGUUCCGGUGCAUGCCGAUGCCGAGCAGAACGAUGAACGAGAAUCGGAGGAGGAACUGCAGGAGCAGAUUUUACACGAGGAAAUGGCGGUAGAGGACGGACAAGACGACGAUCAGGAAGAGGCUGCACCCGCUGCUGGAGGCGGAAUGUCCUAUGCUGCGAUUGUCACUAUGAACAACAACCACAACGGAUUGGGAAUUAUUGAAGAACAUGGAGAUUCGGUGCUAUGUCCGUAUUAUGAGAACAGUGGUGUUUGUAUGUUGGAUACGUGUCCCUAUGCCCACGGGGAACUGUGUGAGUUGUGUGGCAAGUUUUGUAUGAACCCGUUGGACAAGGAACAACAGCGGCAGCACAAUGUCGAGUGCAUCAAGCAGCACGAGCUGGACAUGGAGCACUCGUUUGCCAUACAGCGGUCCAAAGAUAAAAUCUGCGGCAUCUGUCUGGAGGUGAUUCUGGAGAAGCCGAGCCGUGAACAGCGAUUUGGCAUUCUUCCUAAUUGUAAUCACAUCUUCUGCCUGGAGUGUAUCCGGACGUGGCGACAGGCGAAGAACUUCGAGAACAAAAUCAAACGGGGAUGCCCAACGUGUCGCAUCUCGUCGGAUUUCGUGUGUCCCAGCAUUGUGUGGGUGGAGAGCCGUGAGGAGAAGGACAAGCUGAUCAACGAUUACAAGAAGGCCUGCAACACGACCCACUGCAAGCACUUCAAGCAGGGUUCGGGCAAGUGCCCGUUCGGUAACAAGUGCUUCUACAAGCAUGCCCUUCCGAAUGGGCAGCUGGUCGACGUGGGUGGACCUUCUCGGACGGACAGUCGCUUGAGGAUCAGCCAUCUGCAUGACUUCUUCCGCGAGGUGCUGCACCAGCGAGGGCGCCUGCUGGACGAUUUCAUGUCCUCGAUAUUCUCCGACAGCGACGACUCGGAGAUGUCCGAAUUGUACGAUCUGUAUGACAUCUAGUUGCUCAGCACUGCAGCAGUAGCCCGCCGCCGCCGCAUCCCGCAGCAACCGCAAGCGCACCAGGAGCAGCAUCCGCCGCAGCAGCACGGCAAUUUGUGUCAGCAGCAGCAGCAGCAGCAAUCACGACGCCAACAUUACCACCAUUAUCUAUACUACUAUCAACUCUAUGGCGAUACCCGUAAUGGUAGCAGCAACAACAACCGCAGCAGUAAUUGUAUUUUCGUCUAUUUAGUCCAUAUGGAAAGUGGAGCUAUGGUGGCCGGACCUGGUGGAGAGUAAAGUGUGUGUGUGUGAUAGUUUUUUUUUCUGAGCUAGCAGGUCAUCGGUAGUAGCCCAGAGCCGCCAGGCACACCAUUAGAAGAGGCCCCGUUCGUUCGCUUGGUGGCGUGCUUCACUAACUGGCAACAAUAGAACUAACGUGUGUAACUGUCCCCCUCUCCUCCCGGACUGUGUCCCGUGCAAAAACCAGCGGGAC
Messenger RNA from Ochlerotatus camptorhynchus, 1941 nucleotides. RefSeq names its product probable E3 ubiquitin-protein ligase makorin-1. Gene Ontology annotation, biological process: protein polyubiquitination. Gene Ontology annotation, molecular function: ubiquitin protein ligase activity; metal ion binding. The record is from RefSeq and is a predicted model, not a curated record. Lineage: Eukaryota; Metazoa; Arthropoda; Insecta; Diptera; Culicidae. Bases 183 to 1466 code for a protein of 427 amino acids. The transcript is spliced from 4 exons.